AUGAACCAUAAGAAAGAGUUUGCAAACUAUAUGGAAGAUGAGAACACCAUAAUAACGCCUAACAAGAGGUUUGAGACACCUGGGUCAUUGAACUUCACACCCAAAAAACAGAAGAACAACUAUCUCGAUGAGUUUGGAGACAAAGAAGGGCGCAUGCCUUGUAAGUUUCGCUUCAAAAAGCAAUGCUAA
This is a messenger RNA of Kuraishia capsulata CBS 1993, 189 nucleotides long. RefSeq lists its product as uncharacterized. Bases 1 to 189 code for a protein of 62 amino acids. The transcript has a single exon. Lineage: Eukaryota; Fungi; Ascomycota; Pichiomycetes; Pichiales; Pichiaceae. The record is from RefSeq and is a predicted model, not a curated record.